Prunus armeniaca (apricot) is the source of this 312-nucleotide messenger RNA. Lineage: Eukaryota; Viridiplantae; Streptophyta; Magnoliopsida; Rosales; Rosaceae. The record is from the annotation of a GenBank genome assembly.
AUGCCGACGAAAUCAUUUGUUGAGAUUGUUCCGAAGUGUAUCGUCGCCUUUAUAGAUUAUCAUGAUACUCCUAAACUUCUUAAGAUGGCUUUUGGGAUCAGAAUCCCCUUUGAAUGGUAUGAAGGGUGUCUUCCAAGUCUCCUUAGACUUUUAAGUCCCAUAGUUGAUCAUUCACAAGCUUCUCAACGUCCUACACUCACAACGCUUGCGCUUCUUGUUGAGGGCUUCUAUGGCGUUGGAGUCAUUAGUCAACCUCCUCAUUGGCUAAAAAGUGUAGUUCUCCUCGGCUGCCCUAUCAGUGUAAUGUAUUAG